CAUGUAAAUGUAUUUUCGGAAAAUAAAAUCACACUUCUCAAGGCUCUGUGCGGCAAGUAUCUGGGGACCCCCAAGUAUCUGAGCUGCUACGAUUCAGUGCCUUGAAGCUUCAAUUAGCUCACGUCACUCAUUCAGAUCCAUCCACUGAACAAAUGCGACAAAAUCCUUUGCUGUAGAGAGCGGCCGCGUGCACGAGGGAGUAGGAGAAGAAAAGCUUCAAGGCACUGAAUCAUAGCAGCUGUGGUAGCAUUAUCCAGUUCCUGCUUCAUGGAGAAGACCGUGGUUCUGUACCCCGGCUUCGCCGUGAGCCACUUCGUCCCCAUGAUGCACCUCGCCCGCGCGCUCCUCGACCACGGCCACGCCGUCUCCGUCGCGCUCGUCGACCCCGCCGUCAACCCGGACGCCGCCUUCCGCGCCGUCGUCGCCCGGGCCGCCGCCUGCAUGCCGUCCGUCCGCUUCCACACGCUCCCGCUCGUCGAGGGCACGCCCACGCUGACGCCGGACGCGCAGUUCGUCCUCCGCUACCUCGACGUCGUCGGCCGCCACAACGAGCACCUCCGCGGCUUCCUCCGCUCCUCGCGCGGCGUGCGUGCCGUGGUCGUCGACUCGCUCUCCGUCGAGGCGCUCGGCGUCAUUAAGCCGCUGGGGAUCCCGGGCUAUGUUCUGUUCACCUCCAACGCCGCCGUCCUCGCCGCCUUCGUCCAGCUUCCGGCAGUUCUGGCGGAGGCCCAGACGAGCUUCAGGAAGCUCGGAGACGCGCCUGUCGAGUUAUUCGGCCUCCCGCCCAUGCCGGCCUCGCACCUCUUCGGCGAGAUGCUUGAGGACCCGGAGAGCGACGUAUGCAAGGCGACCAUGGCCGCGCUGUCCGGGAUCCCGGAAGCCGACGGCGUCCUGGUGAACACGUUCGACUCGCUGGACGUUCGAGCGGUGGCCGCCCUCGGGGACCCUCGGUGUCUCCCCGGCCGUGUCAUGCCGCCGGUGUACUGCGUCGGCCCGUUCGUCGGCGGCGUCGGUGACGAGGUGGCAAGCCAGCGGCACGGGUGCCUGGCGUGGCUAGACGGGCAGCCAGACCGCAGCGUCGUGUUCCUCUGCUUCGGGAGCGCGGGACACCACUCGGAGGAGCAAAUCAAGGAGAUCUCCGUCGGCCUGGAGAACUCCGGCCACCGGUUCCUGUGGGUCGUGAAAGCACCGUUCAGCGACGACCCAGACCUUGACGCCAUCCUGCCGGACGGGUUCUUGGACCGCACCAGCGGCCGCGGCCUCGUCGUCAGGCAGUGGGCACCUCAGGCCGACGUGCUCCGCCACAGGGCCACCGGCGCGUUCGUGACGCACUGCGGGUGGAACUCGGUGCUGGAGGGCGUGACGGCGGGCGUGCCGAUGCUGUGCUGGCCUCUGUACGCGGAGCAGAAGAUGAACAAGCUGUUCAUGGUGGAGGAGAUGGGGGUUGCCGCGGAGAUGGUUGGGUGGCAGCGGGGGCUGGUCGAGGCGGCCGAGGUGGAGGGCAAGGUGAGGAUGGUCAUGGAGACCGAGGAAGGCAGGGAGCUCAGGGCCCGCGCGUCGGCGCACAAGGAGGCCGCGGCAGCGGCCUGGGACGACGGAGGGUCGUCGCGCGCGGCCUUUGCCCGCUUCUUGUCGGACGUCGAGAGCCGGCAGGCUCGGGUUCGCAGCGGUGUUGCGUGAGCUUGAUUUGAUAGUUUAUGCAUUUGUAUGAGAAGUGCGUUUAGAUUACAAAACGGAUUUGGUAAAGCGUAGGUGCACCUGAGUGAGUUUUGUUCGAUAUGUAUUCGUGUUGGUGGAAGUUGCAUUGCAUGGAUGUAAAGUUUUGUCCGGUGACCGCCUGCCGGACUUCGCGCCGGCAGAUCAUCCUCUGGUUAAAUGGCGACCUGUCACAACUCACAA
Molecule: messenger RNA, 1899 nt
Organism: Lolium perenne
Lineage: Eukaryota; Viridiplantae; Streptophyta; Magnoliopsida; Poales; Poaceae
Product: anthocyanidin 5,3-O-glucosyltransferase-like
Molecular function (GO): UDP-glucosyltransferase activity
Source: RefSeq, a predicted model, not a curated record